Messenger RNA from Aptenodytes forsteri (emperor penguin), 820 nucleotides. It is a transcript of the gene SAE1, whose product is annotated as SUMO1 activating enzyme subunit 1. Gene Ontology annotation, molecular function: SUMO activating enzyme activity. Gene Ontology annotation, cellular component: SUMO activating enzyme complex; cytoplasm. The record is from RefSeq and is a predicted model, not a curated record. Bases 1 to 765 code for a protein of 254 amino acids. Gene Ontology annotation, biological process: protein sumoylation. The transcript is spliced from 6 exons. Lineage: Eukaryota; Metazoa; Chordata; Aves; Sphenisciformes; Spheniscidae.
AUGACGUUACGAGCUUCCCGGGUGCUGCUGGUGGGGAUGAAGGGUCUCGGAGCAGAAGUGGCGAAGAAUCUCAUCUUGGCAGGAGUCAAAGGCUUGACCAUGCUGGACCAUCAGCAGGUUUCCCAAGAGGACACGCGAGCUCAGUUCCUCAUCCCCGUCGGUUCCUUGGGCCGCAACAGAGCCGAAGCCUCGCUGGAGCGGGCGCAGAACCUCAAUCCCAUGGUGGACGUGAAAGCUGACCCCGAGAGCGUGGAGAGCAAGCCCGAAGAGUUCUUCACCCAGUUCGACGCAGUCUGCCUGACCUGCUGCUCCCGGGAUGUUAUGGUGAAGAUCGAUCAGGUUUGCCACAAGAACAGCGUCAAGUUCUUCACCGGCGACGUUUUCGGCUACCACGGCUAUAUGUUUGCCGACCUCGGGGAACACGAAUUCGUGGAAGAGAAAACCAAGGUCGCCAAAGUCAGCCCGGGCGUGGAAGAUGGGCCGGACACCAAAAAAGCCAAACUUGACUCGCCGGAGACCACCAUGGUGAAAAAGGUGAGGUUGUGCUCUCUCUCUCUCUCUCUCUCCCCCCCUCUCCCAGUGCUGUUGAAGUUUCGGACGGACAAGGGCCGGGAUCCUUCACCCCAAAACUACGCCGAGGAUUCGAAGCUGCUGCUCCAGAUCCGCCGCGACGUCCUGGAGGCGCUGGGGGUCGGCGCCGACCUGCUGCCGGAUGAAUUCGUCAGGUGCGGUGGGGAGCCGAGGGCAUCACCGACGCCUCGUUAGCCAUUAUUGCUCCUUUCCCGCUGGAUCGCCGGGGUGCCGGAGAAGCUCCGGCAGC